Molecule: messenger RNA, 1155 nt
Organism: Penicillium alfredii
Lineage: Eukaryota; Fungi; Ascomycota; Eurotiomycetes; Eurotiales; Aspergillaceae
Product: putative protein N-terminal asparagine amidohydrolase
Exons: 2
Coding region: 1-1155 (384 amino acids)
Biological process (GO): protein catabolic process
Molecular function (GO): protein-N-terminal asparagine amidohydrolase activity; protein-N-terminal glutamine amidohydrolase activity
Source: RefSeq, a predicted model, not a curated record
AUGAGGAUUGCCACGCUGCAAUUCGCCGCCAAGUUGGGCGAUGUCGAAGGCAACAUUGCCAGAGCAAAUGAGCUCCUCAAAAGCGGCAAGGCUGUCUCUGUAGGGGGAGAGAACCUCGGCAUCGGAAUCGGGGUGGAACUAUUAAGACCUGAUCUCUUGGUGCUAUCAGAGAUGGCUUUGACGGGCUAUAAUUUUCCCUCGCUGGGGGCGAUCAAGCCGUAUCUCGAGCCCGCCGGCAAAGGUCCCUGUGCCAGCUGGGCGCGAGACACGGCCAAGCGUUUGCGCUGCAAAGUCUGUGUGGGAUACCCCGAGAUUGAAGCAGAUGCACAGGAUACUAGCCAAACCAAGUACUACAACUCACUUCUUGUGGUUGACGAGAACGGCGACGUUAUCCUCAACUAUCGGAAGAGCUUCUUGUAUUUCACUGAUGAGACUUGGGCAGCAGAAGGUGAUGUGGAGCGGGGAUUCCAUGAGCUUUCGUUCUCCUCGGACGAUCGGUCUUCGUCAUCGACGGAUCUCGUGGGUGGGGUCCGUCCAAGUACAGCAGAACAAAAGGAAAGGCGCAUCGCGACAUCCUUUGGCAUCUGCAUGGACAUCAACCCGUACAAGUUCGAAGCUCCAUUUACUGCGUGGGAGUUUGCAAACCGGGUUCUUGACUCUAAAUCUCAACUCGUCAUUUUGUCCAUGGCCUGGUUGACGCUGUUGACUCGAGAAGAGUUAGAGGCUCUGAAAGGAAAACCCGAGAUGGACACGUUCAACUACUGGCUGCAGCGAUUCUGGCCCCUGCUCAAGAAACAGAUGAAACACGACACCGAAAUCGACGAUACAGAUGCCAAAAGGAUUGUUAUUGUGUUUGCGAAUCGAGCUGGCGAGGAGCCACCGGCAGAUGAGACGAAACCCCCAGCACGAUAUGCGGGGACGAGCACCAUUAUGGCCGUGACGCAACGACCUCUGCCUGCUACAGAACAAUCGGCUGGGUCAUCAGAUGAUGAAACACUCAGCGAGGAGAAGAGUGAGACAGCCAGCCCAAACCAGGCCCUCGAUGUGAAGAUCCUCUGCUGGGAUAUGCUUGGCGCGGCGGAGGAGGGGAUUUGUUUCGCGGAUACCACGGCAGAUCCGAAAAUGGUGUUCGAACUGAAAAAAGCAUCGGGGUGA